AUUGAUGAAUUCCCAACGAUCGGCAGGAUGAACCGUGCUGCUGAUUUAGAGCGCUGGUCGUGUACAAAAGAAUUCCGUUGAAUAUGUGCCGCGAUCAAAGUACUGACCCGCCGCCAUGGCUGAGAUGGCUCGCCGACGCCGACGCCGUGAACGCUCGAGCAAUCGCAUAUCAGAAGCAGCAGCACGCACUGAUGCACACAUGACGCGGCAGUCGCCACGCUAGACGCCGAACCGACUCCGAGCUCAGCCCGUCGUGCACCCGGCGGCAAUGGUCGUGCCGGCCGGCGUGGCCUACAACGCGGCCAUCUCCCGCUGCUCCCGGGCCGGCCUGCACCCGCGCGCGCUCGCGCUGCUCCACGAGAUGCGCGCCCGGGGCCACCACGCCGACGAGUACACCCUGCCGCCCGCCCUCAACUCCGCCGCGCUCCUCCGGCUCCCCGCCGACGCGCUCCACUGCCUCCUCCUCCGCGCGGGCCUCGCCGCGCACCUCCACGUCGCCAACGCGCUCGUCGACGCCUACGCCAAGCUGUCCCGCCACGGCGCCGCGCGGGCCGUGUUCGACGAAAUGCCGCGCCGCGACGUGGUCACCUGGACCUCCCUCCUCACGGGGCUCGCGCGCUCCCGCUCCCACGACCCGGCCCUGCGGGUCUACCGCGACAUGGUCGCCGCGGGCGUCGGCCCGGACGAGUUCGCCGUCGCGGCCGCGCUGAGCUCGUGCGCCGGGGCGACGGCGCUCGAGCUGGGCCGGUCGGUGCACGCCGCCGCGAUCCGGCUCGCGCUCGACCCGUUCCUCUCCGUCGGGAACUCGCUGGUCUCCAUGUACGCCAAGACCGGCUCGCUCGGCGAGGCCAAGAGGGUCUUCGACGCGAUGCGGGUCCGGUGCGACCCCAUCACGUGGACGGCGCUGAUCGUCGGGUACGCGCAGAACGGCCGGGGCAGGGAGUCGCUGGAGAUCUACGCGGAGAUGGUCCGGUCCGGGUGCCGGCCGGACUACGUGACCUUCAUCGGCCUUCUCUUCGCGUGCAGCCACGCCGGCCUGGUCGACGCCGGCCGGGCGCACUUCCGGUCCAUGCAGGCCGACCACGGCAUCGCGCCCGGGCCGGACCACUACGCGUGCAUGGUGGACCUGCUCGGCCGCGCCGGGCGGCUCGACGAGGCCAUGGACCUGCUGAACCGGAGCACGACGAGGCUGGACGCCACGGUCUGGAAGGCGCUGCUGGCCGCGUGCCGGACGCACCGGAACGCCGAGCUCGCCGAGCACGCCGCCGGGAUGGUCUGGAGGCUCGACCCCACGGACGCCGUGCCGUACGUCAUGCUGUCGAACCUGUACUCGCGGGCGGGGAGGUGGGGCGACGUGGCGAGGGUCCGGACGUCGAUGAAGGCGAGAGGGAUCACCAAGGAGCCCGGCUGCAGCUGGGUGGCGGCGAACGGCGUGACGCACCUGUUCUACGUGGAGGACCGAGGCCACCCGCGGGCGGCCGAGAUCUACCGGAAGGUGGAGGAGAUGACGGAGAGGAUCCGCGGCCAAGGGUACGUGGCGGACACCGCCUGGGCGCUGCAGGACGAGGGGCCGGAGGGGAGGGAGAAGGGCCUGGUGCACCACAGCGAGAGGCUCGCCGUCGCGUUCGGGCUGCUCGCCGUGCCCGCCGGCGCGCCCAUCCGCGUGUUCAAGAACCUCCGGGUGUGCGGCGACUGCCACGCCGCGAUCAAGAUGGUUGCCCAGGCGUACGGCAGGGAGAUCGUGCUGAGGGACGCCAACUGCUUCCAUCACAUGAAGGAUGGCGCGUGCUCGUGCGGCGACUACUGGUAGGUAGGUUCAGCCGGUGCACCGAUAAGCUUCAAGUCGAGCAUGAGCUAGCGCCAGCCAUGGACAGCAGUGGCGGCCUCUUUUUCGUUGACACCUGCAUUGUUUACAGUGGCGUAGCCACAUCAGAGCCACGCCCCAGACCAAGCUCGUUGCUACAGUAACAAACAGUACUAAACAGUUCUACUGAAGCAUCAAGCUGCUAACCUGGGGCCUAGCUACGCCGCUAGAGAAUUGUCUCGUUAAAUUGACCCGUGUAUAAUAUCUUGUUAAUAGCAUGCUAUAGCGUGUUAUAACACGUUAAGCAUAUUUUCAGGGGCGGCGUUAUUUUGUAUAGCGUGUUGUUUUUUUCCUUGUUUACAGCACACCACAUCACAUACACAUUAUGAUGAACUAAGCAUGAGACUUAGCAUGCAACUAAUCAAGUACUCCAUGCUUGUAUA
Messenger RNA from Triticum dicoccoides, 2247 nucleotides. Its product is annotated as pentatricopeptide repeat-containing protein At2g03880, mitochondrial-like. The coding region runs from base 269 to 1810 and encodes 513 amino acids. The record is from RefSeq and is a predicted model, not a curated record. Gene Ontology annotation, biological process: RNA modification. The transcript has a single exon. NCBI's taxonomy places the organism in Eukaryota, Viridiplantae, Streptophyta, Magnoliopsida, Poales, Poaceae. Gene Ontology annotation, molecular function: protein binding; RNA binding; zinc ion binding.